GCCAUGUUUUUUGAUUCAUGAUUACUUGAAAGCUAACCACGAACGGACGAUUCAGCAUAUAAAUUAUCAGACGUUCCAUUGUCGAUUCGAAAAUCUGAUUCUCUAUAUUUUACUACAAAAUUGAUAAACUUACAAUCUUUAAUUUAUAGAUGUAACUGGUCGACUUUAUAAGGACACGCGAGAUUGUCUUUCUUGUGACCGAUCAAGAUACAUAAUGGGUGACACACCUGACCAGAAUGAUCCCCCAAAAGAUCCCCAAGAGUUGGAAAAAUUGGAAGAAGCAAAACUCAAGGCUAAAUUUCCAAAUGCAAUGCUAGGAAGAGGUGGUUCACAUUCUGCCUUUUUACAAAAGAGACUUGCAAAAGGACAAAAGUUUUUUGAUUCUGGUGACUAUCAAAUGGCAAAGCAAAGGCCUGGGAACUUAGCUGCACCAUUCAAAGCUCCAGCAGCACCAGCCAAGCUGCCAACAGGAGAUGCUAUCCCUACGCCUGAGACUGUGCCUCUACGGAAAACAUCCAUUAUUCAGCCUAAAUUCCAGCCCUCCAGUCAGACCUCCUAGCCUUACUGUCAGAUACGAUGCCUUGGCCUCAUAGAUAUGUAACUUGCAUUCCAACUCCAUUGUGAUCAUCCUUCACUUGUAACAUUCACAAAUACAAUGGUACAAGUGAUGUAAUGUUAUUAUAGAUACAUCAUAGUUUUUAAUAAAGAUACUUUUUUCUAAAACUGUUUAUCACAACAAUAAGUUGCUUUCAAUGAGGCCUUAUUAUUUACGAUCAGACAUCUUUUGUGAAUUGCUUUUACACUGCACUUUUUCAUGUAAUGUUGGAAAUGAGACAAGUGUUUAAAAACAACUGUUAUAUUUAUGUAUAAAUGUUUGUUAAAUGCAUGAGUGGGUGAGUGAUAAAAAUGUGCUGUUAACAUUUAGUUCCUCCUGCUAAGUUACAUAUUUUAUGCCUACUAAUCUUUACUAGUUAACAGUAACCUAAGUGACAGGGAUCUGAACUUUUUUAACAUUUGCUAUCCAGGAUCACUUACUAGGAUGCUGUAUGUAAUAUUUAAAGUAGUGUUGCCAUAGAUUAUUGAUAACAUUAAUAUAAUAAUAUCAAAAGUGAAAAGGAAUACUUUCUGCAGUUCAUCUAUUUAUUAUAUGAAAACGCAGUUAUAAUUAAUAUUGACUAUUUCCAAAAUAAAUAAUCAAGGCCUGAACUUUAUUGUAGUCUAUAAUCUAUAAUUUAUCUAUUGUCAUACAACCAUGCAAAUUAUUUUUUGAAAACUAAAUUAAUGGUAUACUGAAACACCUUUAUACCUUUAUAGCGCUCAUUCAUUAAAUGGUGCUAUACAUUAUAGCCAAUUUUGGAAAUAUGUGCAAAAUCAUUUAACAACAUUAUCAUGGACAUUAACAUGUUUUAAGAAGGAAUUUUGAUAAUUUUAAAUUAGACUUUAAAACACUAAUUGUAAGUAAGUUUGUUUUCAUAUGAUUUAUAUCAAAAUCCUAUCACUCAGCACACAAUUGAUGUAAAGAAUAUUGAGAUUUAGACUUACAAUAAGACUUAUACAAAUAAAAACGUAAUAAAA
This is a messenger RNA of Pieris rapae (cabbage white), 1575 nucleotides long. RefSeq names its product alpha-endosulfine (gene endos). The record is from RefSeq and is a predicted model, not a curated record. Gene Ontology annotation, molecular function: protein phosphatase inhibitor activity. The transcript is spliced from 4 exons. Lineage: Eukaryota; Metazoa; Arthropoda; Insecta; Lepidoptera; Pieridae. The coding region runs from base 215 to 559 and encodes 114 amino acids. Gene Ontology annotation, cellular component: cytoplasm.